UUUCUUCUUGGAAAGCCUGAUCUUUCACCAGAUGGCAGUAACAUUUGAAGAUGUGACUAUUACUUUUACUUUGGAUGGGUGGAAAUUCCUGGAUUCUUUCCCAAAAUACUCUACGGGAAGGUUGUGUGGGAACUACACAAAUAUCCUGUCAGUAGAUAACCUGAAUGAGAACUACAAAUCACAAGAAGAAAUACUCAAAUACUUAAAAUAUGAAAAUAUUCCUUGCUGGCAAGGCUGGAGGAAUGCGGGCAUUCAGAUACAUGAGUCAGAACUAUGAGGAAAGCAUUUAAGAGGGAUAUUUCAAAGGCCUUCCCAGUGUCAAGAGUUGUUAAUUUUCUCCACAGAAGCAUUAGACAAUGGGAACUAUGAACUGACUUCUGAAGGCAAAAACUCCAGUAACUUAAAAUAUAAAAGGUAUAUACCUUGGCAGUCCUUAAAUACACAACAUAAUCAAGACUACUCUAAAUCCCCAGCCCCCCAUGGUUUUCAAGGGGACCAAUACCAUCUCAGUAUGCGCAAGAAAAAUAUUCUCAUGGAGAAAAACAAGAGGCUCAUAGUUCAGCACUUUUAUAUCCCAGUGGAAGAAGCCCUUCCAGAGUACAUUGGGGAGAUAUGCCAAAACAACCACCGAAAGACUAUGGAAGAAAAAUACUGUGGAUAUAAUAAACGUAAAGUUUAUUUUUAGAACUCACAGUAUGUUCGCCACAGGAAAAACCAUCUUGGAGAAAAGCUCUGUCAACAUUUGGUCAGCACAGCGUGCUUUCAGAGAUCAGAUUUAUACAGGCACCCAAGAGUCCACACAAGGAAGGAGCUGUGUCAAUGUGAUGAAGUUGGCAGUAAUAGUCAGAGCUCAGGAGUUCACUUCCAUCAGAAGGUCUGUGCAGAGGAAAUACCUUCUAUCGGUAAUGCAUGUGGUCAGAGCUUUAGUCAGAUCUCUUGUCUUCACAAUCAUCAAAGAGCCCACAAAAUGAAGCUGUGUAAGUUACAGUGUGACAAAGACUUUGGUAGAAAAUCAUUACUAUGCAUUCAGAAGAGACUUCACAUAGGAGAGAAGCCUUUUACGUGUGAUCAGUGUAGUAACUUUUAGAGUUCAGUACUUCCUGCUCAGCAGAGAGUCCGCACAGGAGAAGAACUAUGUAAGUGUGAUGAGUGCGGUAAGGGCUUCAGUCAGAGCUCAGAUACUUGAAUUCAUCAAUGAGUACACAGAGGGCAGAAGUCCUACAAAUGUGAGGACUAUGGUAAGUGCUUUACCCGGUGCUCAAAUUUUCAAAUUCAUCAGAGGCCGCGCACAGGAGAGAAGCCUUACAAAUGUCAUGACUGUGGGAAGGGCUUUGGUCGCAGCUCAGACCUACGAAAUCACCAGAGGAUCCACAUGGGGAAACCCUACACUUGUCAUAAGUGUGGGAAGAGCUUCAGCAAGGGUUCAGAGCUUCACACUCGUUAGUACACACUGGAGAGAAACUAUAAAUGUGAGGAGUGUGCAAAGGGAUUCAGCCAGUGAUUGCAUCUUCUCAUUCAUCAGAGCAUGCACACUGGAGAAAAACCCUCUAAGUGUGGUGAUUGUGGAAAAGGCUCUAGUCACAGCUCUGAUCUUGUCCAUUAGAGGGUCGUGUAGGAGAGAAGCCUUAGCAGUAUGUAAAGUGGUAAAGGUUUCAGUCAUCACAGCUCAGCUGUUCAGAUUCAUCAGAGAGUCCAUAUAGGAGAAAAAAAUUAUAAAUUCCAUGACUAUUAUAAGGGAUUUGAUCAGAAUUCAUAUUGUCACAAUAAUCAUGGAAGAGAAACCUUGCAAAUCAUGCUCAUUUAGUUAAUAGCUUAAACAAAUCUGAACCUUUAAACUCAGUAAGUGCUGCUGGAAAAGAAAGCUUGUGAGAAACACAAGUAAUCCCAAGCAACAAGGUUUCUCCUCUUCAAGAGGAGAUCAUUAGGAGGAUUAAAAGAUACUUAAAGUAUAUUUUAUGUACUGUAUGUAUUAUACAUAGUCAAAAAUAUAUAAAA
Messenger RNA from Chinchilla lanigera (long-tailed chinchilla), 1995 nucleotides. RefSeq names its product zinc finger protein 214 (gene Znf214). The record is from RefSeq and is a predicted model, not a curated record. Gene Ontology annotation, biological process: regulation of DNA-templated transcription. NCBI's taxonomy places the organism in Eukaryota, Metazoa, Chordata, Mammalia, Rodentia, Chinchillidae.